UCGAAAGUUUCACCCACCUGCGUUAAAAUCUCAAGAAGUAAAAGAAUUAUUUGCCGUGUACUUUUUGCGACUAGAAUUUUUUGAUUCCUACCAAAGCAAAAACGAAGGUUUAAAUUAUUAAAAUAGUGUAUAGACCUUGUAAAGCAGUGGAAGGAUGAAUCAUAUGCCGAAGAUAAUUUAUUAAUUGUAUACGGAAAUACAAACUUUCUUUCCACAUCCUUCAUCAUGGAUCAAAGUGUAGAUGUUGUGGAUCAUGUGUCUUCCCUAUUGGAUGGUGAAAAAUACAAAGAAGCACUCACUGUAGCAGUAGACGAGAAAUAUGCAAAACAGUUCAAAGAUAACUGUUGGGAUUUAAUAUCUGUUAUUGUUUCAAAAGUUAAUAAUGAUACAAACACAUUGAAGCCCUCACUUUAUGGCACAUGUGAACAAUUUCUAUCAAUAAUUGUUCAGAAGGCGGUCCCCGAGGAAGCUCUCCUAGAGUUUAUUGAACAAAUUGAAGUAUCAAAAAAUGAUGCUCAAUUCUCUAUCAUACUUCAACCAUUGCAGCAACUCCUUCUGAAACUGACACUCAAAAGAGGUAGAUCAUUGGAAUGGUGUCUCAAUGCCAUAAGUACAUACAUUGAUAACAUACCCGUGCCAGAGUAUGAGCUAGAAGGCAAACAACGUCUUUUGAUGGAGUGUGAUGAUAACAUAAGAAGAAUUAAUAAAAUUUACUCCUUAUUACCACCAUUCUACUGCCCUUUUAUUAGUGAAGUGAUGAAUGAUGAUAAAUGUAGACCAAAACAGAUAAUUUCUGCAUUUCUUAUAAGUCUGUUUGGUAAACCAUUAGUUUAUGUGGAUGUAGAUCCUGAUACUAACAAACAAAGUGAAACAAGGGCUUGUACCAAGUUUUUAAUUGCAGAUAUCUGCACUUUGCUUAAAAACCCUUUAAAAUUCCUUGCAUAUAUUGAAAAAUGUAGCAAUGAGAGUGAAAAAACAAAACCCAAAAAUGAAAAAUAUGAUGAAAAUGAAGAAAUUGAUCCUUAUGAUCACAAGGAGAAAGUGAACAUAACUACUUUAUCUGGGUUGUUUUAUGCAUUGCUGUCAGGACAUUUUGAAAUUCCAGACACGGCUCUGCCUCUUGUAUACUCACCAGAAUACCUUGUGUGCACUGUGCUUCUUUGUGGUGUUCAUUUACUCAGUUUUACUGAAUAUGGCCCUCUGUCUAAAGGAAUAUACUUGUGCAAGGAAAUCCUAAAGAAAUACCCUGAAAAUAUUCUUUCAUCUAAAUUAACUAUGGUCCAUUAUAAUUUGGGCAAGAACUUAAUGACCGUAGCUAUAUACUCCAUGUAUCAAUCUUUACGUAAAGAGUCUGUUGUGAUAUUAGGAACACUGGUUAACAAAUUUGACUACAAAGGAAGGUGCUCUCUCAUUAAAUAUAUGAUAGACAAUGCUAAUCACUCUGGGAUGAUUGGUUAUGCAAUAUCUUUGUAUAAAAACUCCUUGGAUGAAGCUUUUAAAGAACCAGAAUUGCCAGCAACUUUUAAGGACUCUCAGCUGAUGGCAAUGUUGAAGAAAAUCUGUCACCUUCCACAUGGAGCAGAAUCAGACUUGGUAGAAUUGGCUGACCAAAUAAUCACAUCUCUUAACCUGUUGAGAUAUUUAGUCAUAAAAGAUACAGGCAAUGUAACUAAUUUUAAAAAUAAUUUUGUGGCAAUUGAAACAAGCUACUUAGAACCUCUAAGGGUGGCACUAAAAAUGUCAAAGGCUCACUAUGAAGUCAAGUUAAAAGAUAUAGAAGAAGCGAAGAAUAAUCCUAAAGAGAAUAUCAAUGUUUCGAUUAAUGUUGGUGGUAAUGUGCUGGACACCAUACCAGAUAAAAACAAGAAAGAAAUAAUAUUAUCAGCAUUAAAUGCUUUUCAUUUGAUUGAAGGUCUUGUUGCUAGAUUAAGUGAAUGUAUCAAUUUGAACAAACAGAAGCCUGUAUAAUAUUUUUUUCACAAUAUGAAUAAAAAUGUUUAAAAUUUU
Aricia agestis (brown argus) is the source of this 2007-nucleotide messenger RNA. Its product is annotated as glomulin-like. Gene Ontology annotation, cellular component: cytoplasm. Bases 226 to 1968 code for a protein of 580 amino acids. NCBI's taxonomy places the organism in Eukaryota, Metazoa, Arthropoda, Insecta, Lepidoptera, Lycaenidae. The transcript is spliced from 2 exons. Gene Ontology annotation, molecular function: ubiquitin-protein transferase inhibitor activity. The record is from RefSeq and is a predicted model, not a curated record.